Molecule: messenger RNA, 861 nt
Organism: Dothidotthia symphoricarpi CBS 119687
Lineage: Eukaryota; Fungi; Ascomycota; Dothideomycetes; Pleosporales; Dothidotthiaceae
Exons: 1
Coding region: 1-861 (286 amino acids)
Biological process (GO): secondary metabolite biosynthetic process
Cellular component (GO): cytoplasm; nucleus
Source: RefSeq, a predicted model, not a curated record
AUGGCUUCAAUCUUUUCUGCACCAGACUCUAAGAUACCGUCCGUGGUGCCCGACUCAAGACCACUGCCACGCAUUCUCUGCCUUCACGGAGGAGGAGUCAACGCAACGAUUUUUGCAGUGCAAUCACGGUCCUUGAUACGUCACUUGCAACACUCUUUUCGCCUUGUAUGGGUGGAUGGACCGUUCUUUUGCGACCCGCAUCCCGAUAUCGUACAAGUAUACGGUACCUACUCACCCUUCCGCCGAUGGAUGAGGUGGCUUCCCGAACAUGCUGAGAUCGACGACGAGAGUUGCAUUGAAGAAAUAGGGUAUGCGUUAAGAAGUGCCAUGGAGGAUGACAACCGGGCAGGCGCAACUGGCGAGUGGGUCGGAUUGAUGGGGUUCAGCCAAGGCGCAAAUCUAAGUGCAAGUCUGUUGUUGGAACAGCAGGCACGGGAAGAGAAAGCACAAGAGAGUGGACAAAAGAAUAUGCUCGGUCCGAUAGGGAUUCCAGGGCUGAACUGGAAGUUUGGUGUUUUGCUCGCGGGAAGAGCACCGCCAAAAAAUCUGCAUCCAGAAAUUUUGACAAGUCAGUCAUUGGUGAGCGCGGGAGACAUAUCGUCGGGAUUUCAGUUCUGUAAAGAUAUAUCCGAUGAGGCAAUUUUGAAGAAACCAACACUUCAUGUUCAUGGUAUGGCAGAUGCAGGGCUAUAUUUGCAUCGCAAGUUGCUGCACGAGUAUUGCAGGGAGGGUACUGCAACGCUGGUAGAAUGGGAGGGAGCACACCGACUGCCGUUGAAGAGCAAAGAUGUUGAUCGCGUAGUAGGAGCUAUGUAUGACCUUGCUGAGAGCACUGGCGUACGGGUCAUGAGGACUGUCUAG